This is a messenger RNA of Priapulus caudatus, 3569 nucleotides long. RefSeq lists its product as uncharacterized. Bases 133 to 2796 code for a protein of 887 amino acids. Lineage: Eukaryota; Metazoa; Priapulida; Priapulimorpha; Priapulimorphida; Priapulidae. Gene Ontology annotation, molecular function: protein binding. The transcript is spliced from 5 exons. The record is from RefSeq and is a predicted model, not a curated record.
AGGAGGAGUCAUUUCUGCGCAGGAAGGGAGUCAUGACUCCCGCUCCAGUGUCAGCAAGCUAACGCUGUUAAUGACAGCUCGGAGGCGAAGCGCGCGCACAGCCUCGGCAAGGUGCACGAGAACAACUACCGCAUGGAGCUGGCUCUGCAAAGCUACACCUUCGCGGUCGAGUUCGAUAGCAGCGUGCCGGAGUACUACGUCGACCGCGCCGCGCUAUGCCACAAGAUGGGCAAGCACACGGAGGCCUUCAAGGACUUGAUGAGCGUUCCGGCAGAGCAGCGCACGCCCGAGGUCUACAAACUCGCAGGCAAGAUCCUCACCUCGCUGGGUUCGUACACGAUGGCGGAACAAUGGUACAAGGAGGCGUUGAAGACAAUGCCGAACGAUGAGGAAACGCUGCAGCUCUUCCAGAUCACGAGAACGAAGCGUCUCUACCAGCCGAUCAACACGUCCAAGUGGCCUGUCCGCGUCAAGUUCAUGGAGGACACUGGCAAGGGCAUCUACACGGAGAAGAAGAUCGAGCCGGGCGAGGUGCUGUUCCGCGACACGCCCGUCGUGAGCGCGCAGACGAUCGAGUCCGCUCGCUCCUCGCCCGCCUGCUCCCUGUGCUCCCGCUCCAUGCUCACGAAGGAAUUCUACUUCGGCAAGAUAUGGGACACACUGACGACGACUCAGCGCGACAUCGUUGCUAAGCACUGGCCCGUCGUCAAGGCGAUGACGUGCGCGCACUGCGAGCGCGAGUGCUACUGCAGCGAGGUGUGCCGUGACGUCGCGUGGAGGCAGCACCAUCAGUUCCUGUGUCCGGCGCGCAACCCGGCCGCGACAGAGCUGUACGACUUCUGCGAUCGCGGCCGCAACAUCGUCGAGGGCAUGUGGAACUCGGUGUUCAGCCCCAUGAUGCUCGCGCGCGUCUGGGCGUCCAUCUUGUCCGUCGUCAAGUUCGCGACGAUGGAGGAGAUGCUGGAUGAGCCAUCGGAGGAGAGCUGGCAGAUGGCGCGCAUGCCCUUCCAACGCUUUGUGGCUUCGGGCACGAGUGGCUACGCGAAGACUGUCCCGGACAUGGUCGCGCUGAUGGCUCGCAUCUUCUCCGCCGCGGACGACACGCUCACGCUCGACGUCACCGAGGAGGAGUUCGAGACGUGCUACUACAAGGUGGCGUGCAACGCGCAGAGCUACAGCUCCACGCUGUACGCGUCGCUCAUCCACGCGACGUUCGUCGGCCGCGUCCGCGAUGCCCCGGACGACGCCGCCGCGCUCGCCUUCGCUCUCCGCGACCUCGAGCCGCCCGACGACCAGGUCUUCGGCGGGCUCUUCCAGAUCCAGUCGUGCCUCAACCACUCGUGCGCGAAGAACGCCGACGUCGUCGACUGCCAGUUCACGCCGAACGUCGCCGGCGUCGAAGUGAAGGCGCUGCGAUGGAUCGAGGUCGGCCACGAGGUGACGACGGUCUACGUGGACACGGCGCUGCCGCGGCGCGUCCGCCGCGCCUGGCUGCUGCGCGCGUACAACUUCCUCUGCGAGUGCGAGCGCUGCCGCUUCGAGGGCGACGACGGGUCGCGAUGCUGCCAGUGCGGCGCGCGAACGAUCCCGCCCGCGCGCUCCUGGAAGGCGUGCGGCCAGUGCAGGCAGGCGUGGUACUGCACCCCGCGCUGCCAGAAGAUGCACUGGAAGGCUGGACACAAGAACGUCUGCGUCAACACGCAGCAGCAGGAGGCGCCACCGCAGCAGGAGGCGCCGGCGUGGACGGCGAUGGCGAGCGACGUCCCCACGCUCAACGAGGAUGGCGAUCUGGCGCCCUCUGGUGGCGGCGGCGGAGAGGACCUCAGGGAGUCGAUCGCGUCGAACAUCAUGGGUCCACCGCGCGCGCUCUAUGAGAUCCGCCCGCCAGAGAAUGACGGCGUCGUCAUCACCGAGAUCAAUGACGACGAGAAACAAGAGGCGUCUCCCGCCGCGCCUCCCCCAGGUGGCGACGACGGUCAAGAGGUCGCUCCCACUGCCGCGGUGGCGCCACCUGGCGACGUGGCUGUUGAAGAAAUGCCAUCUUCUGCGAAAGCAGACGACACACCCGAACAAGAUUCCGUCCCAGCAGAAGCCAGUGUUGUUCCCGAUGGGUCGCUGGCCACAGCUGUUACCACCCAACCGGCAGCACCCGCGGAGAAAGCAGAGGAUGCUACCAUACCAGAGGCAACAGCAGCACCUGAAGCUGCUGCGGGGAAACCAGAGGAGGCUGCGGUGCCAGAAACAGCUGCAGCAGCAGCAGCACCGGAGAAGAAAGCAGAGGGUACUGCACCAGAGGUAACAGCAGUGGCAGCAGCAGAAAAACCAGAGGCUACUGUACCAGAAACAGUCGCAGCAACAGCAGCAGCAGCAGCAGCAGUAGAACAACCAGAGGCUACUGUACCAGAAACAGUCGCAGCAGCAGCAGCAGCAGUAGAACAACCAGAGGCUACUGUACCAGAAACAGUCGCAGCAGCAGCAGCAGCAGUAGAACAACCAGAGGCUACUGUACCAGAAACAGCAGCAGCAGCAGCAGUAGAACAACCAGAGGCUACUGUACCAGACACAGCAGCAGCAGCAGCAGCAGCACCAGCAGCUGUAGAAAAACCAGAGGCUACUGUACCAGAAACAGCAGCAGCAGCAGCAGCAGCACCAGCACCAGCAGCUGUAGAAGAUCAAGAAGGGGCGACUGUUUCAGAAACAGCAGCAGCAGCAGCAGCAGCUGUGGAAAAACCAGAAGAGGCUCCCGCACCAGAAUCGUCACCACCUCCGCCAACUCCCGACGAACCGGCAGCGUAAUGAUGACGGAACCUUAGCAAGCCGGCAACUCUUACGACUAGAACAAAUUUAUCCCACCAGAGGGCGCAGUCAGCUGCGGGCAUGGUGAGCCGGCAGCGGUUUCCUUCCUCAACUGCUCACGAACCAAGCGACGUAGCGUUCACUGCUGCCGAUGUUCUAGGAAGAGGACGUCCGCUCCGGAGGCCCACUUCGAUGCUACUCAGGGCAUGAGGCAUUCUUCUGUCGAUGGAGAGGGGAAGAGAGUUCCGAUGUACCCUUUUUUGGGUCGUGUGAGUUCUCAGUGACAGACCUGGUUGUCAGUGUGGGACCGGGGGACUCGCAUAAGCACAUAUUUAUUGGAUGGAAACAUUUCCGACGAUUAAGAAAUGUUUGCGAUCACACGGCGUCGGUUGACGUUAGACAGGCAAGGAGUAUUUAUUAUUGCAAUUCCCUUUUUUGUGAAUGCAGGUACGGGGUUUUUUACGCGAAAAACGUUUGCAUGUUUUGGUGGUAAUCUCUAGUUCUCUAUCCUAGUGCGUGGUGUUAUUUUAUAUGAGCUGUACUAAAACGAAAUCCGAGCAUCUGCCAAUGUUGUUUAGAAUUAUAAUUAGUUGCACCCGAGUGCGUGCACAACGGAAGCUGGUGGGUGGAUCGAGAUGCACGUGUUUUCAGUAUCGUGACUAAUCGGAAUCGAUCGCGAAUCCUCGACAGUUCCUGUGUGAUGUUUUACUUGUGACCCUGUAUUCAAGCGUGAACGUUUCUGUGAACGAAAUAAACCCGUUCGUACGAAAACA